This is a messenger RNA of Dracunculus medinensis (Guinea worm), 2091 nucleotides long. Lineage: Eukaryota; Metazoa; Nematoda; Chromadorea; Rhabditida; Dracunculidae. The record is from the annotation of a GenBank genome assembly.
UCACACGACGAUUUGUUGAAAUUAGGUGGACGAUAUGCAGAACUCGUAAAAGCACAACAGUUCACAAUAGAUGAGCAUAAAAGUGAGGAGGGAAUCGGUAUUCAUGAUACUGAAGAAAAAGAAGAACAAGAAGAAGAAGAAGAACUACACUUAGAAAGCAACGAUCCGCUGUUUCGUAGACAUUAUAGGCGACAUUUAUCCUCCACAAGGAGUAAGAAAUCAUCGUUUGGUUCUACUGUGUUCAUGCGCGCCAACAGCAUUAGCGACGAUCAGAAUAGAAGCAGUCAACGAUUUUCAAUAACUGGCACAGAAGCUCUUUUUCCGAAAACUGAAACAGUUACGCUAGCUGAUGAAAUAACUUUCGAAUCCAAUAAAAAUCCUUCACCAGCUGUAUUACCUCAGAUUCUCGGCAUCUUAUGUACUAUAGUUUUUGGCCUUCAUCUUCCGGCGCUAUCAAUGGUAUUCUCAUUUGUUUUCCGUGCAUUUAAAGCUGGUCCCAGUGAUACUUUGAUAGACGAUUUAUAUUAUUCAUUUGCUAUGUAUGGAGGCCUUGGUAUAGGGAUUUUAUUGGUUCAGUUUGCUAGUAAUGCAUUUUUUGGUUUGUUCUCGGAAAAUCUCGUAUUUGCUUAUCGAAUACGCGCAUUCCGUAACAUACUCUAUCAAGAUGCGACAUAUUUCGAUGAUCCAAAAUGUGUGCCAGGAAAAUUGAUAACUCGCCUCGCUUCUGAUGCUCCUAAUAUGAAAGCGGUUGUGGAUUCUCGAAUGGUUCAGGUUAUAGCUGGAAUUACAUCAUUAGUUGUCAAUGUGAUCAUUGGAUUAAAUUACUGUUGGCAGGUCACUGUGGUUGGUGCAUCAUUCAGCAUAUUUCUUGGUGUUAUCCAAAUAAUACUAUCAAGGUGGGUUUAUCACCAGAAUAUAAGAAUUGCACUAUCAGAUGAAGCUGGACGGACUGCGAUUGAAGUGAUUGAAAACGUCACAACGAUACAAUUACUAACAAGAGAGAAAGUAUUCUUCGAAAAAUACGAGAGCGCAUCAAAAAAACAAAGGAGAAGUGAAUUUAAAAAGGUCUGGAUCGAAGGAAUCAAUUUUUCUAUAACUCAAUCGUUCCACUAUUUCAUGCAAACAUUUAAUUAUGCUGCAGGCAUACCUGUUAUAGCAAACAAUAUGAAGCCUCCAGCUGAUAUUUUCAAUGCAGCAAUGUCAAUGAUGUUAGGAGCUGUCGGAAUAAUGACUGCAACAGUUUAUUUUCCAGAAUUCAUAAAGGCACAAAGUUCAAUCAAACUACUCUUCAAUAUGAUGGAUAGAGUUCCUAAAACUGGCUACGUUAAUAAUGGCCAAAAAUAUAAAAUUCGAGGAAAUAUUCUAUUCGAAAAAGUUAAAUUUGCAUAUCCACAGAAACCUCGAAAUCUCGUAAUGCGUGAACUUCAAUUUACAGUCAGUCGUGGACAAACAGUUGCUAUUGUUGGUCCUUCCGGAUCUGGCAAAAGUACAGUAAUUUCACUACUCGAGCGAUUUUACGAUCCUAUCGCAGGAUACAUACGCCUCGAUGGUAUUGAUCUCCAAAAAAUGGAUCUGUCGUACUUGCGCACUCAGAUGGCGUUGGUUGGGCAGGAGCCUCGUUUGUUUUCAGGAACUGUCCGUCAGAAUGUUUGCUUUGGGCUUGAUGAAGAAGUCUCCGAUGAGAGAAUAUAUGCUGCUUUAGAACUGGCUAAUGCAAAAACAUUCGUCAGCGCUUUACCGAAGGGUAUCGAAACUGAUGUUGGUGAAAAAGGAAUGCAGUUGUCAGGGGGUCAAAAGCAGAGACUGGCUAUUGCCAGAGCAAUGAUUCGCAAUCCGAAGAUCCUACUGCUAGAUGAAGCAACCAGUGCUUUAGAUUCAGAAUCAGAGCGCGCCGUACAAGAGGCGUUGGAUCGAGCUCGUGCAGGUCGAACUUGCAUUACAAUAGCACAUCGACUUUCGUCAAUACAAAACGCUGAUAUAAUUUUUUACUUAGAUAACGGCCGUGUACGCGAAACUGGCAAUCAUUCAACACUUAUGGCUUCUGGCGGUCUAUAUUAUAAAUUGAUCAAGAAACAAGAUUUGUCAUCGUAA